Durio zibethinus is the source of this 2102-nucleotide messenger RNA. The record is from RefSeq and is a predicted model, not a curated record. NCBI's taxonomy places the organism in Eukaryota, Viridiplantae, Streptophyta, Magnoliopsida, Malvales, Malvaceae.
AUUAAACUUUGAAUUGAUUCAAAUUAAAUUGGAUCGGAUCUCAAUUCAUAUAAAAUGUAAGUGAAUUUAAUUAAAGUGCUUCGAGUACUCAAAUAUGCUAAAAUCGAUAUGUCCAGAAUUCCGGGUGUCCUUACAUGCGGCUGUUCGUAACAAAGACUGCGUUUAGGCCAACAUUUUGGCCGCCCAUUUUCUCUGUUCCUCUGACCCUUCUAAGGCUUCUUCACGUAUAGAAGCUGCCAAGUAUAGGCUUCAGGAGCAGGCCACCUCUCAUGAGAAAGCCGUUGUUGAGGCUAUCAAUUGUUUGAUUUCUGAGAAUAGAGAUGAUGACGUUGCUGUUACACUCUAAGCUCUUGAACGAUUUUCCAACAGAUCUUGUUUCAUUGAAGAGGGCGCAAGUACUGUGCUUUUAUAUGAGUCGACCUGAUCUGUCUUUAGGUCUUGUCCAACAGGCGACCUUCUAUCCUGUAAAGAAUUAUUUUUCCUCAUUCUUAAAAGAAGUGGGGAAAUAGGUUAACCAACAAAUGGUGGCAUGUGGCUCUUUGUUAUUUGGAAGGUCAUUCUCAAAUUAUAAAGGUCAGAGAAGUUUCUGACCAUUGUAUAUGGAAGUGUGUGUAGAGGUGUACGUAAAUGCUUUAGGUCUGUUGUUGCGGGUGGAUGUACGGGGAGAACUUGAUGUCUUUGAGGAUCGCUUGAAAAUUUUGGCAGCAUGUCUAACAGAUCAAGCUAGCUGGUUUAUGGAGUGGCACCUUGAUUUGUUGAUAUUAUGGGCCUUAGCUUUUACCAGGGAAUUUUCUAAAGCAGAAGAUUUACUAAAAGGCUUGAAAUUCAGACUUUCAACGAUGUGGAAGAAGAAGCGACAAGUAAUUCAAGGAGCAAUGGUGGUCUGUUCUGAUUUUUGCUUCCUUUGGCAUUUAUAAUGAUUUUUCUUUUAUUGAUGUAAGGAAUUUUUUCAAUCUAUUUAAACUUUUAUGCUAUUAUUGAUAAGCAACAUGUAUCCAUCCUACCAUAUAACUUUCAUUGAACUUUAUAGAGGGCCUGAGGUCUUAAUAUGUGUUUGAAGCAGUUAAGAAUUUUGGUAUUACCUUCACAAGGGACUGUAGCACCUAUUCAGAUAUUGAAAGAUAAUUCUCUUUAUUUUCUUUCUCAACGUUUUUAGGUCGAUUAGAAAAUGUUGAUGGCUUUAGGAUUUGUAUCUAUUAUAUUAAUGCAGCCUCAGUUGUGAGUAGUGUCGUUGUUUUUACUUCAAGAUUUGACCGUUUAUCGAGAUCUAGUUUAUUUAUAAUGCUUGUUCUUUUUCUUUCAACAAGUAUUUCUCCUUAUUUGUCCUUCUGUCUGUCUGAAUUUUCAUUCGUAGCUUGCAGAAGCCAUAUUCGAGUAUGGACAAGGUGAUGAAAAAGGAGCAGUAGAAAUACUUGACCCAACGCUUAUAAUUGUAAGGUACUAUUAUUAACUAUUAAUCAGUUUGUUGGUAAUUCCGGUUGCAUUGUCAAAUAUUUGGUGAAUAAUAUUGAUUCUUGUUUCUGUAUGUCAGAUGAUUGGGGCAUCUGAUGAACAGCUUGAUGUAUUUAAUGAAGUCUAGUACAGUAUGUUGCUGAAUACUGGACAAGUUACUAAAGAUAGGACUCCUAAUCUUGUUGAAAGUUAUGUAUAGUUAUUUAUGGUAAUUGGUUUCUGACUCGUUUUCUGAAUUGCAGCAAUUGAAUCAAUUCAGCAACAGAUCCAGAAGAGGGGAAGGAGCUCCUUUCCUGUGGCGUUUGCUGGUAUAUAUAUAUAUAUAUGGCUGUUUGCUAUGCAUAUUUAAACAUGACAUUUUGGCAUAUUAAUGCAUGUAUAUUCUUUUUAUCUGAUGUUAAGGAGAAAGGUUAUAGUCUGAGUGGCAGGCAGGAAGCUGCAACUGUUGGUGAGAAGGCCAGAGUGUUGGAAGCUGCGUAUUUCACCUAGCCUGUCUGAGCAUGGCUAGCUCUAUAUAAUAAUUCAUGUGCUUUCGUUUUAAUAAGAGGUCGAAUUAUCUGAUACAAAGAAACUAGAAGGUAAUCUGUCCUGUAAAUUACAUAUUUAAGUCAUGUGAUAAAAUGGAUGCACCUUAAAUUAGUGCAAGUUGC